GCUGUCGUAAACCAAUCGCAAUCAUACUCCCUCCUAUAUAAUGUCAUGGCAUACGUGGUCGUGACGCUACGCAGCAUCCAUCCUCCGAAGGUCGACAACGAUGCACACGUACAGUCGUCUUGCUUGCGGUUUCCUCGCUACCGUCGGCUGCGCGAUAUUAUUUCUAUACGCAGGAUCGCACUCCCGUACAGAAGAGCAGAAAGAAGUCCGCAAGAGGAGUAUCCUGACGAUCAUAUCACUUACCAACUCGAACUGCACGAGCAAAAAUACUCCAAAGCAAUACAAGACCGGGGUAGACUCAUUGAGGAGCUCGAACUGACGAACCAUCCCCCAUCGUGGAAUAGCACAUCCACACUGCUCAAAGUAUUCCCUCCUGCCUUCCAGUGUCUGCACGAGGUGUCGCAAGUGGGCCCCCACCAGAUAUGCGGACUCGGCUUGAUAGCGAAGCAACCGUCCUGUAUCGUCUAUUCGCUCGCAUCUGCGCGCGAUCUACGCGAACUGCAGGAUGGUCUGUCGCAGACGCUUGAACACUGCGAGGUUUUUGCAUACGACUUGUCACGAAACGGCUUCUCCCACAUCGCCCUGCCGGGUAAACAUCAGUCGGGCACUGACGAACGGAUGCUGGUCGUCUCCGACGUAGACUAUGAGAGGGAUACCGAGGAGGCGUACGUUUCGCCGUGGCAUCGUCUUCUGCGUGGAGAACACAAGUUCAUCGACAUCCUCAGAAUAAACCAUCCUGCCAGAGCCACUCUGUUCCAGUUCGCUAAUAUAGUACCUGCCAGGACAGGGCCGCUUGGCGAGCUCCCCGUCAAUCCUGCGCCGCGCCGCGUCGGACAGCUCAUCUGGAAGCUGCGCCUGGACGCGAUGCGGAGUGAUGGGACGCCUAUGCUCGGCUUCUCGGAGCUUAGGUAUUGGUGGGAGAUCCUGGAGUAUGCCGGACUCAGGCCAUUUGCGGCUGAAGUGGGCGAUGAUGGGUACCUCGAGUAUUCGUGGAUCAACAUUCGCGGCCCUCGUAGUCUCAUGAGAUCACUCACGGAGUUGUGACCACUUUUGGCAUACGAAAGCCUACAUUAUUUACUCCUAACAUCGGUGGCCUGUCUUUGCUCUUGAGAUUAUGACGGCAAGUUUGUGUUGCCUUCUGCCAGUACCCCUUCC
This is a messenger RNA of Fomitopsis serialis, 1155 nucleotides long. RefSeq lists its product as uncharacterized. Lineage: Eukaryota; Fungi; Basidiomycota; Agaricomycetes; Polyporales; Fomitopsidaceae. The coding region runs from base 46 to 1044 and encodes 332 amino acids. The transcript is spliced from 5 exons. The record is from RefSeq and is a predicted model, not a curated record.